GCCCACCGCCCGCUCCCCCCUUUACGAUGCAUAGGCGAUCCUGGCGAUAAGCCUGAGCUUCAUGCACAAUGGAGUCGCUGAGGGAACGGGGCCAGGAGUUCAGAAGGAGAGGCCUGCAGAUCCCGAAGAGGGCGGUGAGCAACCUGAAGCACAAGAUGACCAUGGAAAAAUACGAAUACGCACCGCUGCCCUCUACCGGUCAUAUUCGCCUACUCAAGCUUCACCCCGUUACAAAUUCGAAGGACACAUCACUAUCUGUCGACCUAGUCCCCGUAUUACUGGACGAGGCUCCAGAGUUCGAAGCCCUCUCCUACGCUUGGGGAAAACCGUGGCCGAGAUAUGAAAUCUGUUGCGCUGGCCGCCGGAUCGACAUUGGGUCAAGUCUUUAUGGUGCUCUAUGGCACAUGCGGCAACAACAUCCAGGAGAUACGUUCUGGGUAUGGGCCGAUGCAGUGUGCAUCAACCAAUAUGAUAUCGCGGAGCGAGAGGCGCAAGUCAGCAUGAUGAGCGAGAUUUACGCCAGGGCGUCCAUCACGGUGAUUUGGCUAGGAUGGGACAACGAAUAUAUCACACGUGCCUUCGUAGCCAUCCAACGGUUCAGAGAAACUUGGCAGACUCUGCGGGAAACCCUCGAUCUCCCUGUAUACCUGGGUCCUUCUGCACCUGCUGCAUCGGAUGCGCUACGAGAUGUGUUAUCCAGGGACAACAACUCGGAAUCGCGCCGACUUCUACGAGAUGCCUUUGGUGACGAUAAGAGCCAGACCAAGGCGAUGGAAGACAUCUGGGUCCUACUGCGCCAGCCCUGGUUCAUGCGAAAAUGGGUGAUCCAGGAGGUGGACAAGUCGAAACACCACGGGCUGGUCUUCAUGGCCGGGAAAUCCUGGACGCAUUGGAGUAAUUUAAGCUACUGGUUCCAAUUCCUCUCGAUGAAUCUGCACGCCAGAGACACAUUCUUCUUGGCGUGCCCUUGGAGGACGCCGGUUCCCAAACAUGGCGACAUAGAUUACCACAAGAUGUUUGACCGCGGGUCGAUGCUCGGCCAAGGUUCAGAAUACUCAACGACCACGCCCAUAUGCAACCUUCUGAUAUUUACAGCCACUUUCAAAUGUGCUGUCCCCAGCGAUCACAUCAUUUCUCUACUGGGUAUUGCAUCGGACUCAUCAACACUCGAAGGCCUCAUCGAUUAUAACAUCUCUACCGAUGAUCUAUAUUGCCGGCUGAUGUCUGCCCAUCUCGACCAUCCCCUUAAGCUCAGGGUUCUGUGGUCCACCCUUGACAUGCUAUCGGUGGAACAACGCGGAAAGAGCUCAUGGAUACCAAACAUAGAACAAUUGGCUUUGAAAUUCCCCGCCUUUGACAAUUGUAUUCCCGCUCCGGGGCCCUAUAGGCUGGCAGAUGCUUGUGGGAGUACGGAAAUCGAGGCAACCACCAGUGGCGACACGCUGCUGAUAAGAGGGCGCAUCAUUGAUGCUGUAGAGCACCUGGGACGGCUUACGACUACGCAGUAUUCUGAGACAAGGCGUCCCCUGUACGACGGCGACUGUUCCAAGCGGAAUAAAACCACAUUGAGAAUGUGGGAUGACUGGCUUGAUGAAUGUCAAACAAUGGCAAAGUCAGCCGGUCAGGAUGGCCAGGAGUUUGUAAAGGCUUUGCUGAUCGACAGUCUCCUUGGUGUGUCCGCAGAGGUCACCGCAGCUGCAAAGAAGGAUUUUUUCAAGUACCGACAAAUCCAGAAGUCCCUUGUCGCUGUCUCGGAUGAGAAGCGUGCCUUGGAGAUUAUAGAAAGCAUGACCUUUGAGUUGGCCAAGUCCGUCGAGGUCAUCUCGGCAUUUAUCGUCAAUAUGCAGUACAGACGUUUCGGUCACACGCGAAAUGACAGGUUAGGAUGGAUGCCGUUGGUAGCGGAAGAUGGGGACCAAAUAUGCGUGUUUGAUGGCAUGGAAUUCCCGUAUGCCGUGCGCAAGAAGGAAGGGCCAGAAGGAACUGGGAACUACGUGCUUGUAGGCGCGUGCUAUAUCUCGUCGCUCCUGAAUGGAGAAGCUAUGGAGUUGCCUGGUGUUGAGUCGACAAUAAUUGCGAUUGAGUAACUAGCUCGCACCGAUAAUAAGGAUGACUGCAACAA
Diaporthe batatas is the source of this 2122-nucleotide messenger RNA. RefSeq lists its product as uncharacterized. The transcript has a single exon. The record is from RefSeq and is a predicted model, not a curated record. Lineage: Eukaryota; Fungi; Ascomycota; Sordariomycetes; Diaporthales; Diaporthaceae. The coding region runs from base 69 to 2087 and encodes 672 amino acids.